Messenger RNA from Rana temporaria (common frog), 2330 nucleotides. RefSeq names its product SMAD family member 4 (gene SMAD4). Bases 308 to 2062 code for a protein of 584 amino acids. Gene Ontology annotation, molecular function: I-SMAD binding; RNA polymerase II cis-regulatory region sequence-specific DNA binding; DNA-binding transcription factor activity, RNA polymerase II-specific. The record is from RefSeq and is a predicted model, not a curated record. The transcript has 13 exons. Lineage: Eukaryota; Metazoa; Chordata; Amphibia; Anura; Ranidae. Gene Ontology annotation, cellular component: heteromeric SMAD protein complex. Gene Ontology annotation, biological process: transforming growth factor beta receptor signaling pathway; regulation of transcription by RNA polymerase II; BMP signaling pathway.
UCCGCCCUCCUCAGUGUCCCGGAUGUAGCCGCCGCUUUCACCGAAGCUGCGCACGCUCGACCCGUGAAGGGGGAUUGUUGUCUGCGGCCUGGGAGUCCGGAGAGGCCCAGGAGGAGCGGAGGGGGCCGCCGCCGCAGCUGCUCGGUCUGCUUCCUGCGGGAGACGCGGGUGUUGCCUCCCCCCGGGCUGGAGGAGAGCGGAGAGAAAACACACACACACGGGCCCCGGAGGGUUUGUGGAUUCUCCUCCUAGCACUGCAAUAAGAGGAGCAUUGAACUGAGUAUAGAAGGUGGAAUUCUCCGGCAAGAUGUCCAUAACCAACACCCCUACAAGUAACGAUGCUUGUCUGAGCAUCGUCCACAGCUUGAUGUGUCAUCGCCAGGGAGGGGAGAGCGAGACCUUUGCCAAGCGGGCCAUUGAGAGUUUAGUGAAAAAGCUGAAGGAGAAGAAGGAUGAACUGGAUUCCCUGAUUACCGCAAUCACUACAAAUGGAGCACACCCUAGCAAAUGUGUCACUAUACAAAGAACGUUAGAUGGCCGUCUGCAGGUGGCUGGUAGAAAAGGCUUCCCUCACGUCAUAUAUGCCCGACUCUGGAGAUGGCCAGAUCUUCAUAAGAAUGAAUUGAAGCAUGUCAAGUACUGUCAGUAUGCAUUCGAUUUGAAAUGCGACAGCGUCUGUGUGAAUCCUUAUCACUAUGAACGUGUUGUGUCCCCAGGGAUAGACUUGUCCGGGCUCACAUUGCAAAGCACUGCGCCAUCUGGCUUGCUAGUGAAGGAUGAAUAUGGCCAUGACUAUGAAGCACAGCAGAGCAUCUCCUCUUCUGAUGGACAUUCUAUUCAGACAAUUCAGCACCCGCCAAGUAACAGGUCAUCCAGCGAGAGCUACAGCAAUGCUUCAAUGCUGGCACCCAGCGAGCCGAGCACCCCCAAUCCUUCGUCCUUCUCCAGCAUACCUGUUCCUUCAACCAAUUACCAUGAACACAGACCUCUCUUCAUCUCCAUAACCCCUCCAUGUUCACAGGCAGAGAGCACAGGAAGUUGUCAGCUCACAAGAUUUCUUGCAAAAUCGACAGGUCAGCCUGCCAGUUUAUUGGCAGCUUCACACGCUGAUGGACUGCUGCAGAUUGCCUCUGUGCCGCCUCAGGGGACGCCGCAAAAUGGCUUCAGUGCUCAACCGGCCACAUAUCAUCACAACAGUACCACAACCUGGACUGGAAGUAGAACAGCAGCUUACACACCCAAUAUGUCUCACCACCAGAACGGACAUCUUCAGCACCAUCCACCCAUGCCCCAUCCCGGACAUUACUGGCCUGUUCACAAUGAACUUGCAUUCCAGCCUCCAAUUUCCAAUCAUCCAGCCCCUGAGUAUUGGUGCUCUAUUGCUUACUUUGAAAUGGAUGUUCAGGUGGGCGAGACCUUCAAAGUCCCUUCAAACUGCCCCAUUGUCACCGUGGACGGUUAUGUAGACCCAUCUGGCGGUGAUCGCUUCUGCUUAGGUCAGCUGUCCAAUGUACAUAGAACAGAAGCUAUUGAGAGAGCAAGGUUACACAUAGGGAAAGGUGUGCAGCUGGAGUGUAAAGGUGAAGGGGACGUGUGGGUGCGCUGUCUUAGUGAUCAUGCCGUGUUUGUACAGAGCUACUACCUGGACAGAGAAGCUGGGCGUGCUCCCGGAGACGCCGUUCACAAAAUUUAUCCAAGUGCAUAUAUUAAGGUAUUUGACCUGCGGCAGUGUCAUCGACAGAUGCAACAACAAGCGGCUACAGCCCAGGCAGCGGCAGCAGCACAGGCAGCCGCUGUAGCCGGCAACAUACCUGGUCCCGGAUCUGUUGGUGGCAUUGCACCAGCCAUAAGUCUAUCUGCAGCAGCAGGAAUUGGUGUUGAUGACCUCCGUAGGCUGUGCAUUCUGCGGAUGAGCUUUGUGAAGGGCUGGGGUCCCGAUUACCCCAGGCAGAGUAUAAAGGAGACCCCAUGCUGGAUUGAGAUUCACUUACACCGUGCUCUUCAACUGCUGGAUGAAGUCCUUCACACCAUGCCCAUCGCAGACCCCCAACCUCUGGACUGAUGAACCCACCAAGCAAGGCGCCAUCACAAAUGUAUCCGUUACAUUGUCAGGAUGGAGGACUGAAAAGCGCAAUCAUGUUUGUAAUCGUGAUUUUAUAGAUAUAUAUCUAUAUAUCGCACUAUAUGCACAUAACUUCUCCCGCUUACUCCAGGUCAGGGUAGAUUCAGACUUUUACUUGGGGCCCUCAGAUCCCAUUUUACAUUUUAUCUAACAAAUUUUUUUCCCACUUAAUUUGACCUGACGAUAAAAUAUUUUUUUUUAUUUUUUA